CAACCCAGGCAGCCGCCAGCAACCACCAUGGAUCUCAGUCAGUUUGAAGAAGACAACACUGUCAGCUGCCGCCUGUCUUCCCCGAUACCCGACAUAUGCAAAACCGAAGACUGCUGCCUGGGCAUCGAUGAAGCUGGCCGCGGACCGGUGUUGGGGCCCAUGGUUUACGGGAUAUGUUUCUGUCCUGUGUCGAAGAAAGAGGACCUCAAGGGCCUGAAAGUAGCAGACUCUAAGACUCUGACAGAGGAGCAGAGGGAGAGUCUGUUUAAGAAGCUGGAUGAGGCCAAGAGCUUUGUGGGCUGGACACUACAGGUGCUCUCACCCAACACUAUCUCCACCAGCAUGCUGCAGAGGACAAAGUACAACCUGAAUGCUCUGUCUCAUGAUGCUGCUAUUGGGUUGGUGCAGUACGCUCUCGACUCUGGGGUGCAGCUCAAAGAGGUGUUUGUAGACACCGUUGGUCCUGCGGAGAAGUACCAGGAUAAGCUGUCCCAGCGCUUCCCCGGCGUGGAGGUCACCGUCAGGCCCAAAGCUGACUCCCUCUUCCCCAUCGUCAGCGCUGCCAGCAUCUGCGCCAAGGUGGCCAGAGACCAUGCCGUGAAGGGAUGGAAGUUUCUGGAAGACCUGGGGGAGGUCGACAGCGACUACGGCUCCGGCUACCCCGGGGACCCUAAGACUAAGAGCUGGUUGUUGAAGUAUCUGGACCCGGUGUUUGGCUUCCCCCAGUUUGUGCGUUUCAGCUGGAGCACAGCGCAGACACUGCUGGACAGCAAUGCUCUGCCCGUCCACUGGGAUGACGAUGAAGAGGAUGGUGAGGAAGAACAUCAGCUACAGAACAUCAGCUCUUACGGAGCGCAGGCAGAACAUCAGCUUUUUAUAAACGACACACACUAA
Messenger RNA from Alosa alosa (allis shad), 894 nucleotides. It is a transcript of the gene rnaseh2a, whose product is annotated as ribonuclease H2, subunit A. The coding region runs from base 28 to 894 and encodes 288 amino acids. Gene Ontology annotation, cellular component: ribonuclease H2 complex. Gene Ontology annotation, biological process: DNA replication, removal of RNA primer; mismatch repair. Gene Ontology annotation, molecular function: RNA binding; RNA-DNA hybrid ribonuclease activity. NCBI's taxonomy places the organism in Eukaryota, Metazoa, Chordata, Actinopteri, Clupeiformes, Clupeidae. The transcript has 10 exons. The record is from RefSeq and is a predicted model, not a curated record.